ACCUACACGAAACAAUGCCAUGACGUCACAGAAGCUACCUCGCAACGGCUUCAAUGGAGGAGAAGGAACUGAUCUAAAUGAAAGCCCCGUCCUCCGGUUAUAAAUGAGAGGGGGACAAGCGAGCGGUGAUCCGGUGGCGGAAACACAGAUUUGUUUCCACAACCGGAUCGUCAACCCAGUUCCAUGGCGUCUGUCCAAGGCGUCCAAGAAUGCCCAUCCGGCAGAUUUCCUCUCCGAAUAUCAGGAGGCCUACAAGUGGUGGAAGUUCCAGCCCCCCAGGGACCCCUUGAAGCCUGUGACUGCCAACCACGAGACCAACGCCGUCACGGACAUGCAGUCUCUCUACAGGAAGGACUUCGUCACUCACUCAGUGAGAGAAAGCAAACGCGCACUCAUCAAGCAGAAAGACGAGUAUAUAGUCCCGCAGCCCAAGGCCCGCCUCAGGACCACCUACAAGUCGGAUUACACGGAACAGAAACUCGCACCAACCAAUUCGUUCAAGCCGACACGGGUGUACCAGUCGCCGACGGUCAAGUUCAGUUGUCGGUCUGUUUACCAGGGUGCGUUCGAGGCGUACGAGGCGGAACUAGCCCGAUCAUGCAGGCCUUCACUCAUCAUGCCGGUAGAGGGCAUUGAGGUCUCCAAGGCGACAGAUGGCAAGAAUGUCUCUACCUGCCAGGACAGCUUCCCAGCACACCAGAACGUGGAGCGGCCAUCAGUCAUCAUCCAGGAGGACAAUGAGAUCCAGCCCCAUGGGCCGUUCGACAGCACCACCACCUACAAAUCAAACUUCCCCAAGAAACCAACGCCUGCGCCAAGAAAAGCUAUAGUGAGACCAGAUACUUACCCGAAAAGGCAGCCACCGUUUAAGGCCGUGUCAACAUUCAUGACAGACUACAAGCAACAUAAGAACGCGAGACGGGAGCCGAGUUGUCGUCCCCCAGAGGCCACUGCCGUCGUCGCCGACGUUCCCUUCGCCAAAGAGACGACGGCGUCAAGAACAUACAAGUCGUGGCCGGUUCAGCCCAGAGAGAAUCCCUUGUGGGCCAGAAAGGCCGAGUACAAGUUACCCCAAGGCAGGCUGCCUCUGAGCACAACGUACAUGAUGGAUUACCAAAAUCCAACACCUAAACAAUCCCCUGCCAUCCCUAAAGUUCCGAGUGAAGCAGGCCCAGACAUGAUCACGCACGUGAAUGGUGACUCCAGUGGGGACGGCAACACUGUGUAUAGGGGGAGCUAUGGGGCGUGGAAGAACGCCCGUCCAGCCUCACCCUACACCCCUAAGAGGGAGUAUGCAGCACCCAAAGAGCAAAUGGCUUAUUUAUCAACACAGCAGAGUCACUAUCGGGGGGAGCAGACAAAGAGAGCAGAGCUGUGUCGACAUAUCUCGGAACACCGGCGGCUAAAUCAGCAAAAAAACAUGUACUUCCAAACAACGUAUAAGGACACUUAUACUGGUGGUGUUGCGCGGCCAAAAAGUAGUCCAUCAUCUUUGGGCAGUAGCCCGCCUGGUUUGAAGAAUUGUCCCGCAUUAACAUGUGUCCCCUGUAAUGCUGAAACCAAAUUAUCUCCAGCAGAGACAAGUACCAACAGCACAGUCAACGUGUCAAACGACUCUGGCAUCGACGUUGGCUCAAGCGGCGAGGUAGCAAGUAAUUAAUCCUGGCGGAAGGAUACAGUACACGUGAUUUCAAAGUUCCCCAAUAACAAAUUGUGAACGUAUAUUUUUCGAUGAUCGAUUCGACAAUGCAUGUUUUAUUCAGCUGUCAUUAAUCCGAAUAAUGUGGUUUUGUAUACGAUGUUUAAAUUUUGUGAAAGAUUUUAAAUAACAGUCAUAAUUUUACAAUCACAGUGGUAUGGAAUGGGCAUGUCUAAAUUUGGUAAAACAUUCAAUGACCCCGUGUCGAUUUCAACCAGUUGGUAUUUUUUUAUAUUGAACUAUUGUGUUCUUGUUUACUGAACAGCUAUCAAUGUGCUUGAAAAAACGUGAGUGUCGGUGGAGUAUUCAGUGCCUUGCAAUAUAAAUUAUGAAUUUAUAUGAAAAUAUCUUAACCUGUAAAAUUAACAUGCGAGCUUCUCAUGAUCAUUUCUGAAACAUUUCAUUGAGCAUUCUAUUUUGAUACAGUUUUUACAACAGAGAACAUUGUCUUUACACGGACCGGUUGUAAAUACAAGUCUACCAUGAUAUAUUACAAAACGCUUUUAUUAACAGCUUUUAGUCAUCAGUAUAUACUAUAAUGGUUUAGAAAUGGGAUAGAUAUACCGAAUGUGCCAUAAAUCUGCUUCCAAUAUAUUAUGUGGCAAUGGUUUCUAAAACGAUCAUUUGUUUGACACAGGAAAUGCAAUAUACAGCUUGUCUGAUUUAUAAGGUGAAAUGUUGAAUCAUUCGCCCAAAUAAAGAAUAAACAUGGGUUUUUUUCACAAAUGUU
Molecule: messenger RNA, 2429 nt
Organism: Haliotis rufescens (red abalone)
Lineage: Eukaryota; Metazoa; Mollusca; Gastropoda; Lepetellida; Haliotidae
Product: stabilizer of axonemal microtubules 1-like
Exons: 9
Coding region: 104-1660 (518 amino acids)
Biological process (GO): microtubule anchoring
Cellular component (GO): cytoskeleton; ciliary basal body; centriole
Molecular function (GO): microtubule binding
Source: RefSeq, a predicted model, not a curated record